This is a messenger RNA of Paralichthys olivaceus (Japanese flounder), 1253 nucleotides long. RefSeq names its product ADP-ribosylation factor 4. NCBI's taxonomy places the organism in Eukaryota, Metazoa, Chordata, Actinopteri, Pleuronectiformes, Paralichthyidae. Gene Ontology annotation, cellular component: cytoplasm; plasma membrane. Gene Ontology annotation, biological process: intracellular protein transport; vesicle-mediated transport. The record is from RefSeq and is a predicted model, not a curated record. Gene Ontology annotation, molecular function: GTP binding; GTPase activity.
CACACACACACACACACCCUGCUGCUGCAGCUCUAUAAAACCACACACACACACACAGAGUCAUCUAAUGCAGGAGGAACUUUCUACCUGAAGCAUCAUGGGCGUCAUCCUCUCUCAGAUCUUCUCCAGGUUCACCUCCAGGACACCGGUCAGGAUUUUAAUGGUGGGUCUGGAUGCAGCAGGGAAAACUACUCUGCUGUACAGACUGAAGUUGGCCGAGGUCGUCACCACCAUCCCAACUAUUGGUUUUAAUGUGGAGACAGUGGAGUAUAAGAACAUCAGUUUCACAGUUUGGGAUGUUGGUGGUCAGUCUGUCAUCAGACCUCUGUGGAGACACUACUACACUAACACACAGGGUUUGAUAUUUGUGGUCGACAGCAACGACCCCGAGAGGAUUAAAGAGGCUGCAGAUGAGCUGCACAGGAUGCUGGAGGAGGACGAGCUAAGAGGCGUGGCCGUGCUGGUUCUAGCCAACAAACAGGAUUUGCCCAGAGCCAUGUCCGCCAGUGACAUCACUGCGUCCCUGAGCCUAUCAGGGAUCUCACAGCCGUGGUUUGUCCAGGCGUCCUGUGCCGUCAGCGGUGCAGGUCUGGUCGAGGGUCUGGACUGGCUCUCCAACCAGGUCCUCAAACAGUAGGAGCUGACGUGAAGCCGCGGUGUCUUCAAACACGCCGGGCUGCGAACUGAGGGUGAAUCCAGGAGAAACACGAAGAUGAAUCCAGCUCAGUGCAAAGACGUUUAACUGUUGUGAUCGCAGCCUCCUCAAAUAUCACAGUGAUUUAUUAUAAAAUGACACUGAAGCACUGAAGUCAAAUUCAAUUUAACUUAACGUAAAAUGCUGAUAUGAAGCGAACAAAGAUGGCCGAAGUUUAUGGUGUGACAAUUAUUCCAAUAUUUCCAUGUUGCUGCAGAAAUAUUGCGCAGCGACACCAGGCGUCAGAAAACAACAUCUACUUGACUUGUCGUUGUUUCUUUGGGAAAAAUGGAUUCACGUUGUUUUGUGUAUCUGGUGAUCUGUUAAAUAUUUUAAAGCACCAGUUUUACAGGGAAACCAAAUUUAACGGCACUGAGCAUCUUUAUCUUUUUAUCUGUUACUGUAUUAUUUUACAUAAUUAAUAAUUUAUAAAACCGGACAUAGAGACAGUAAUUGUAGCUUUUGAGUCAUUACCCUGAUGUUUCUUCAGCUCAGACGUUUCUAUUUCUAUUUUUUCACAUAUCAGAUGUAAAGUAUUUGUUUAUAUUAAAGUUUUUAU